This is a messenger RNA of Temnothorax curvispinosus, 1528 nucleotides long. RefSeq names its product phosphatidylinositol N-acetylglucosaminyltransferase subunit C (gene PIG-C). Lineage: Eukaryota; Metazoa; Arthropoda; Insecta; Hymenoptera; Formicidae. Bases 317 to 1135 code for a protein of 272 amino acids. The record is from RefSeq and is a predicted model, not a curated record. Gene Ontology annotation, biological process: GPI anchor biosynthetic process. Gene Ontology annotation, cellular component: membrane; glycosylphosphatidylinositol-N-acetylglucosaminyltransferase (GPI-GnT) complex. The transcript has 3 exons.
UCAUGGCGGCGCGUGCCGCGCGAAGAUUUUACCCACGGUUGCUCGAAAUGUCCAGAAUAUAUGUAUAUGCUGCGAGAUCGAGGCAAUAACGUGUCUCGGAAUAUAAAUGAUUGUUGAAAAGUUUUCGGUAAAUGUUCACUUAAAUUCUCUCGCCUUAAAUUUUGACAGAAAUAUGAUUCCAUUUCCAAAUGAGCGAUGACCUAUGUAAGAGACACAUUAGUUAACUAUACGUUAACAAUGUAUUCCACACAUCCAAAUUAGUGGUGGAACGGGAAGAACUUUGAGAACUGUCCUGAAAGUGUGUACUUAAUGCAAGAUGAGAGAAGUACAAUGGCAGAAAAAUUUGUAUGAAAAUUACGGAUUGCCUGACAAUUAUACGGACAGUUCCUUCUUGAAGCAACUGCGUAAAAAUAUAAAACCGAAUAACGUGACGUUAAUAGAAGCGAUAAGCUUAGGCGCCAGCAUAUCCACGAGAUUGAGCGUUGUUGUACUCUUCGUCAACAUAUUUAUCUGGCUGAACAAUGAAUGGACCACGCCAAACGUUGUCGUGAUAUCAGGAAGCGUGCUGACGAUCCUUGGGUAUUUUAUAUACAAUAUGAAAAUACCUGAUCGGCCUAUAAAACUAACAAAGGAUUUGUGGACAGUAUUAAUAUUUCUAACAUUUGGUUACAUAUUAUCGCCCAUUUUGAAAACCUUAACGGAAACGAUUAGUACUGAUACAAUUUACGCUAUGACGAUAUUGAUGUUUCUCACCCAUUUAGUAUUUAGCAAAUAUGGAUCGUCACAGAUCUUUCUCUCGGACUCUUUAUCCAUAACUUCCUCAACCUUUGGCUCAUUAAUGUUGGCCUCCAGAUUAGCGUCUCCGUUACAUGCCUUUUCGCUUUUAACCGUUUCAGUUCAGUGUUUCGUACUGUUACCUUAUUUGCUGUCGCAAAUAAAUAAUAAAAUUGUCGUAUCAGUCGUUCUGACAAUCGGCACUAUAUAUUUGCUCCUAUUUGUCUCACAAAGGUUCUCCUACGUUUUUAUUAUCGCUGUAAUAUUCAUUCAUUUUGUUUGUCCACUUUUGUAUAUCAGAUGCCAGAAAUAUAAAGAUAACAUUUAUGGUCCUUGGGAUGAGGCAGUAAUCGCUUCUUAAAAAGAAAUAGAAUUGGAUUUCUUUACGAGAAUCUAUCGUAGUUAGAAACUUGUAUAUUUGUACAUUUAUAACAAAUAUGUAAUCCAGAAUCGUAUACUUGUACUUUUUGAAAUCCAAUAUUCUAUAUUUAUCACACAUCUUUAUAUAGUAUUAUUUAUAUUAUUCAUGUAAUAAAUAAUAAUUUUACAAGAAUACAUUUUAUUGCAUGAUACACACGUUAGAUAGAAAAGGAGAACAUGAAAGAAGUAUGUUAAUAUAAAUUUAUUACAUUUUGCAAAAAAUGCAAAGGAAAAUGACUUAAAGUACGUAAUUUUCACCUGAUUCAUUUUCACAAAUAGAUCAAAAAAUCGAUUCUGCAUAUGAAUUCUAAAUAAAAUUUAAUCGAUCUCGCUA